Molecule: messenger RNA, 606 nt
Organism: Fusarium subglutinans
Lineage: Eukaryota; Fungi; Ascomycota; Sordariomycetes; Hypocreales; Nectriaceae
Product: caspase
Exons: 2
Coding region: 1-606 (201 amino acids)
Source: RefSeq, a predicted model, not a curated record
AUGUCCUUUGCGUCUCCUUCAACGGGGACACACAAACACAACAUCUUACCGUCUAGAUCGGAGAUCCUCAUGAAUUCUUCCAGCUUUAGAGGACGCAACGAUUCAGUCAUCGAAAGAGCUCAGGAUGAACCCCAACCAGGAUACUGUUGCGGCUGCACAUCGAUGAUUAACCGGGUGCCUAUAAUCUCGAAGGCCGUCAUUGUCUGCAUUCACUACUUCAACACUCGUGGCCAACUUCGAUCUCACAACGCCAGCGGCAUAGCUGCCUUUUUGCAACAAGUUUAUGGCUGCCCUCCUGAGAACAUCAUCAUACUAUCCGACAUGUACUUUCGACCGACAAGUCAGCCCACCAAGCGUGCGAUUCUACAAUCAAUACACUGGCUCUUUUCGGGAUCCGUACCCGGAGAUCGUCUGUUCUUUUACUCCAGCGUGCGCAGUCAGUCGCAAGCUGGUUCGACCACAGGCAUCUCGGAUAUGACGGCGGAUGACGGGCAGGCCGAUGAUCUACACUCCGUCAUGGCGACUGUGCUCCACAGUCCAUUGUGGAAAGAUGAUGUUUACAAGGUGGUCACAUUCCCGAGUCCCCAGCCUCGAUGCUGCGAAUAG